Lichtheimia ornata is the source of this 270-nucleotide messenger RNA. RefSeq lists its product as uncharacterized. Gene Ontology annotation, cellular component: mitochondrion. The record is from RefSeq and is a predicted model, not a curated record. Gene Ontology annotation, molecular function: ATPase inhibitor activity. NCBI's taxonomy places the organism in Eukaryota, Fungi, Mucoromycota, Mucoromycetes, Mucorales, Lichtheimiaceae. The transcript is spliced from 2 exons. Bases 1 to 270 code for a protein of 89 amino acids. Gene Ontology annotation, biological process: negative regulation of ATP-dependent activity.
AUGCUUCGCGUCUCUUCUCGUCUUGUUACUCGUCGUGCCGCUAUGUGCCGUUUCUAUUCCAAUGGUGGUGGAUACGGUGGUAGUGAAGGUGCUACUGUCAGCUCCCGUGGUGGUUUCAGCGACAAGGAAAAGGCUGUUGAAAACCAAUGGGCUCGCUCACACGAUGAGGAAAAGAUCCGUGCUUUACGUGAAGCUCUUGAACAUCAAAAGCAAGAAACCGAAUCACUCAAGAAGGAUAUUGAUGAAUUGAAGAAAUCCGUCAAAAAGUAA